UGGUCAAAUAGAAUCCAAGAUGGCUGCUCACAUGUCAAGAUUAAGGGGCUGGAGCCGAGCGCAGAGGUAUGGCAUCGCAGUAUGUAGGCAGUACAGCAGCGGCAGCGCGUAUCCCAAUGUGUCCCUGUCCACACCGUUACCCGGGAUUCCCAAACCUGUCUUUGCCUCCGUGGACGGUCACGAGAAACACGAGACUAAAAUCACCACCUUAGAAAACGGACUCAAAGUUGCAUCUCAGAAUAAAUUUGGUCAAUUCUGUACAGUUGGAAUUUUAGUAAACUCAGGCUCACGUCAUGAAGCAAAAUAUCCCAGUGGAAUUGCACACUUUUUGGAAAAGCUUUCCUUUUCUUCUACAGCCCAGUUUGGAAGUAAAGAUGAAAUUCUCCUAACACUUGAGAAACAUGGAGGCAUAUGUGACUGCCAAACAUCCAGAGACACAACAAUGUAUGCGGUUUCAGCGGAAGUUAAGGGUCUGGAUACUGUAGUGAACCUCCUGUCAGAUGCGGUUCUACAGCCUCGUUUAUUAGAUGAGGAGAUUGAGAUGACCAGAAUGGCUGUUCAGUUUGAGUUGGAGGAUCUGAAAAUGAGACCUGACCCGGAGCCUUUACUAACAGAAAUGAUUCAUGCUGCUGCGUACAGGGGCAACACCGUGGGCCUGCCUCGCUUCUGCCCUCCCCAAAAUGUUGAGAAAAUUGACAGGAAGCUGCUUCAUAAGUACCUACAGAGCUAUUACUGUCCGGAGCGCAUGGUGCUGGCCGGGGUUGGGAUUGAACAUGAGCAGCUUGUGCAGUGUGCCAGAAAGUAUCUCCUAAAUGUUAAACCAGUAUGGGGUGCGAGCACACCUGCCAACAUCGACCAGUCUGUAGUACAAUACACGGGUGGCAUUAAGAUGGAGAAGGACAUGUCAGAUGUGAGUUUGGGUCCAACACCCAUUCCUGAACUAACACACAUCAUGAUUGGACUGGAGAGCUGUUCCUUUUUGGAGGAUGACUUCAUCCCCUUUGCGGUCCUCAAUAUGAUGAUGGGAGGCGGAGGGUCCUUCUCUGCCGGAGGGCCCGGAAAAGGCAUGUUUACCCGUCUCUACCUUAAUGUGCUCAACAGGCAUCACUGGAUGUACAAUGCUACUUCGUACCACCACAGCUAUGAAGAUAGUGGUCUGCUCUGUAUCCAUGCAAGUGCAGACCCUAGACAGGUGCGAGAAAUGGUGGAGAUCAUUACGACGGAGUUUAUUCAGAUGACUGGGACAGCAGGAGAAAUCGAGCUAGAGAGAGCCAAGACGCAACUGAAAUCCAUGCUCAUGAUGAACUUGGAGUCACGACCGGUCAUCUUUGAAGACGUAGGUCGACAAGUACUUGCGACAGGCAAGAGGAAGCUGCCACAUGAGCUGCGUGAGCUCAUCAGUAAUGUUACAGCCAGUGACAUCAAGAGAGUUACAACGAAAAUGCUGCGUAGUAAGCCUGCGGUGGCAGCACUGGGAGAUCUGACAGAGCUGCCCUCAUACGAGGACAUUCAAGCCGCUCUCUCUAGUAAAGACGGACGUCUGCCUCGCAUAUACCGCCUGUUCCAAUAGAGGACUGACCGCUGGCACCAUCUAGACGCAAAUAUGAGGACUGACCCAACAAAUAUCAUUCUGGACUGGAAUUUAAGUGCAAUGCUUAAACUGUGGUUGCAUUUAAUCUAUACAGUACUUAAAACGUGAGUUUAAAACAAUAGUUGACCCAAAAAUCACCCUCAUGUCAUUUCAAAACUGUAGGUCGAUGAGCUCUAAUGGGUUUGGUUCUUGAACAUAUCUUUUCUGUUAUGCAGAAGAAAGAAAGGUUUGUAAUGACAUGAGGGUGUGUAAGUGACCAUUUUGAAAUUGGCCGAGUUUAAAUUCACACACCAAUGCAUUAUUUUUGCAUGAUUUUGUUGAAUUCGCCAUGUGUUUAAAGUACAUGAAUUUGUUAAUUUCACAUUUCUAUCUUAACUGGCUCGACAAGUGGACUUUUCCAUGGCAUUUGUUCACAUUUCUGCAUUGUUGUUCAUAGGCUGUGCUUUUCGGUGUAAAACUGGGCAAACCCAAAUGAUAUUUCACACAUCACAUACCAAUUUUCAGAAAGUUCUACAAAACUCUUAUGCUUUAGUCAGUAUAUUGAAAUAUCUGAACAGAAUGACACAAACUGUGCGGUUUACCACUUACCCUUGCUGUGAAAACACAGUGUACAUAAUGAUAAUCCCCUUUUCUCUUGCUAAAUCACUGUUAACGUGAACCUCUGAUCACUAAUUAAGAGUUUGUUUGCCAGAUUAAUGUAUGUCUGUUUAGCGGUUUGUGUUGGAUUACCCUACAAGAAUAUAUUUAUUCCCUUGUACUUCAUCAGUACAUGUUUACUGUUAUAUAUUUUUUUUUUCCAUUGCUGCCUAUUAAGAUGAUAGGAAUGGUUGAAACUGUAAUGAGCAAAAACCCUCAUGUUCCCUUAAAAAAUAAAAGCUUGAUCCUUUGUAUUAUUUAUUUCAUGUACACAUUUGGUCCAAAAUGUGUAAUCGAAACAAAUAAGAAAUAACACCUCAAGUAUGAGUUUUGGUAUUACUUUACAUAGUAAAUAAACAUUUA
Messenger RNA from Sinocyclocheilus anshuiensis, 2590 nucleotides. RefSeq names its product mitochondrial-processing peptidase subunit alpha-like. NCBI's taxonomy places the organism in Eukaryota, Metazoa, Chordata, Actinopteri, Cypriniformes, Cyprinidae. The coding region runs from base 20 to 1570 and encodes 516 amino acids. The record is from RefSeq and is a predicted model, not a curated record. The transcript has 13 exons. Gene Ontology annotation, molecular function: metalloendopeptidase activity; metal ion binding. Gene Ontology annotation, cellular component: mitochondrion.